Molecule: messenger RNA, 372 nt
Organism: Hepatospora eriocheir
Lineage: Eukaryota; Fungi; Microsporidia; Hepatosporidae
Source: the annotation of a GenBank genome assembly
AUGAAAACAAAACAUUCUAUAAUUAACGAAGUUGUAAUAACUAUGUUGAUAUUAACUGGUUGCAUCACACUAUCAAUUGUUAUGUCAAAAUUCAUGAAAUUCAUGACAUCUUUCAUUUUCGUGGUUAUUUUAUUUGUAUUUAUUUCAACGUUUUAUAUUUAUAAUUUUUUUAAAGAUAACAAAUAUGACGAUGAAAUAGACAAAGGUGAAUAUAUUGAGUUAGAUUUAGAAAAUAUGAAAAAUACCAAUAAAAUUGAAAAGAAACUUAAUUCAGAAAUAGAAGCAAAUGUUAAUAAAAACACUAAUUCAAUUUUACCAAGUAUGGUUAAUUUUAAUGAUUCACUUAAUGUUAAAGUAUUAAAUUUAGCUUAA